Molecule: messenger RNA, 1530 nt
Organism: Ambispora leptoticha
Lineage: Eukaryota; Fungi; Glomeromycota; Glomeromycetes; Archaeosporales; Ambisporaceae
Source: the annotation of a GenBank genome assembly
AUGUUAUCUAACAUUAAAGAGCCUGGGCCUGGAUUCGAAUAUUUUCUGAACACUUCUUGCCAAGACUGGGAUGCGUUUGUCACAUUCAGUAGUCACCCACUUCUUUCGCCUCCAUACUUCGUCGCCAAUACUACAGCUACCCAUGGAACUUCAUCUUCGCAUGGUUAUGGACUUCGCCUCCGCUAUUGGCUACAGCUACCCAUGGAACUUCGUCUUCGCAUGGUUAUGGACUUCACCUCCGCUGUAACUGAAUCUAUGAAAACAGGAUUAAUUGACAAUUUUUGGUUGAAGUAUAAUAACGAUAUCAAUUUUACGAAACAUGAAAAGAUGAAGGUCAACAGUACAUUUUUAUCUUGCGAUGGAGUACAGAUUGGUUGCAUUGGUAAUAAUAUUCAAGCAAAAUGCAAGCGAGAUUAUAAAAUCCAUGAACAACCGAGUGUUGAAGAAGAAACUUCAGCAAUACCAACGAAAAUGAGGAAAUUAGAUGAAAAAUUUAAUGCAACAAAGUCUUCCUCUGAGCUUCUUCUCUCUAUGAACGUAAAACAAACAUCCACCAUUUCUGAACCUGAUGAUAAAAGCACUGAAGAGCUCGGGGACGACGAGGAAAUUAAAUUUGAUCUAGCAAGGAUUUCGAUGGAAUUGCAACGCGAACCGAGAACUAAAUGGGAAGUUGGUUGUAUUAACGUAACCGAUAGAUUUCGGUGGUAUCAGAAAGAGGUGAUCCAGAAGGCGGAGAGAGGUGGUUUAAAAUAUGCAAAUAUUUACGAAGUUUUAGCCUUAUCGUCAAUCAUGGUGCUUUGUUGGCCGUGUUCAUAUCCCAUGUUUACAAACAGAGAGUGGAAAGAAAUAACAAACACCAAUCCUUAUGUUAUAAAUGAACCACCACUUUCGCCUGAGAUUUCAUCUUCUCUUCAUAAUGCAACUCGUAUACAUUUAGUUAAUAAUGAUAUUUUUAUGAAUGGUGGAAAUUCGGAUUUAAGUAGAGCGGUCACAUCUAAGUGUGUUCCUAAAGUUGCACCAUUGAAAUUAUCUGAAGAAGAACAUUGUUACAUGUUCCUUUAUCCAAUCAGUCGACCGUUAUUUACUGGGUCUGAGAAAGAAUACGAGCUUAGAUUAAACCGUGCUAAUAAGGGCACAAAAAAAGACCAGAUCUUUCCUGCACGGAAGGAUAGCCUAAAAGUACAACUAAAUGCCCGAGAAUCAAUCAAUCUGCAACUGGAAACUAAGGGAGGUCCAGGUGAAGCUGGUAUAUUUCUAAAUAUGGGCGAUUUAAUGGAAUCAUUCUUCAUGGAUCUGCAAUACGAUGGUUUAUACCGUUCCUGGCCGUUUCUUACCACAAGACUUGUGAUUGAUAAGACUACGAUUCCAUUAGCAGAGUCUGCAAUCGGCCAUUUAGUGGCUUUGGAGGAACGUAUCGAGAAAAUUGCGGAAAACUACAAAUAUCGGAGUAGCCAAUUCACGCCACCUGCACAGAUGUCUUUUGUGCGUAAACUUCCAGAUUCUCCACAAGUAAAGUUGUUACUUCAUUAG